Molecule: messenger RNA, 1131 nt
Organism: Aspergillus bombycis
Lineage: Eukaryota; Fungi; Ascomycota; Eurotiomycetes; Eurotiales; Aspergillaceae
Exons: 1
Coding region: 1-1131 (376 amino acids)
Source: RefSeq, a predicted model, not a curated record
AUGACUACCUUAAUUGAGACCAAGCACUGUGGAAAGCUAACCUGCUUUGACAGGAUUGUAAUUCAGUUUCUGGCGGCACUGCCGUACGGGUUCUCAUACAUCGUAUUCCGUAGUGGAAUUGAGGGGCAAAAAGGCUUUGCUCAGUGGCCUACUGAGUUCAGCCGGGAACCGAGUACCUGCAUUCUUUACAAUCCACAGGCACAUGAUGCUAUCCAGUAUGCUAUAGAUGCUGGGUGCGCGGGGGUUAAGGUGGGUUUCAAGGCACAAGGGGGUGAGCUUCUUGUGGACAGUCUGGUGUCCAAUCGAGAGGUUUCCGGUACACUUGAUAAACUAUAUAUCGACCCUCUUAUGAAGAAGUUAGAUGCCAGAAACUCUGCCGAAGUUUCUCCAGCCGCUACCGACGAGUCUGGGCCAAUCGGCUUGUUUGAUAAAGACCCAGCACAGCCAUUUACGUUAUUUCUGGAGCUUCACACUGUGGUCCAGGCGGCGUGGCCGCAUCUCGUUUCUCAACUCAUGCCGUUGAAGCGGAAAGGCUACCUUUCCUAUCGGAACGGAACACAGGUGGUCCUCCGCCCUGUUACCGUCGUCCUCACCGGUUUGGAGGGCCUGGACUUCGGCGAUGUGGUUGGACCUGAGCAUGACAGCAUCGUGGAAAGUAUCAUGUUCGAUACCUCGCUGGAGCAAUUACUGAAGGAGGACUAUGGCUCUGCCUUGAGAGUAUCCCAGGCCUCCCAUAGUGUCAGAGAGAGCAAUCCUGCGCCAACCGAGGCGGACACAGGAAGCAGUCUCAAACAGCACCACGAGUCCUCAUAUCAACUCCUCACUGCGACCGCGAGCUUUACCCGAUCAAUCGGCUUCCCUCACCGUGGCGGUCGGUUCUCCCCGCAACAGAUCGAGCGCGUUCGCGCCCAAGUGCGAGCCGCUCACCGGCGCGGUCUUCGCGCGCGAUAUGAGGGGGCCUCAGACUAUCCACCACAAGUCCAACGGAUGAUCUGGCGAAUUUUGGUGCGCGAGGGUGCGGAUAUGAUCGAGAUUGACGGGAGAAGAUGUGACAUUCCUUGGUGGGGGCGAUACUUUGUCGGCGGAGGCAUGGAAUGCAGCGGUCGGAAGGGAGAUACCGGGAAAGUAUAA